AUGACAAGGAAAGAGAAAGAAAAUGAAAGACAUAAUAGUGAUAGUUUGGUCAAAGUAGUCAACAAAGAGGAGAAAGAUAAUAGUUCCAAGAAGAGUAAUAGUUUAAAAGAAGAAAUUGAUGAAAGACUAAAAUCUAUUGAAAGAUCCAUGACAUAUACCCAAGAUAAUGGUUUAGUGGAAGCUAUUAAGAAAAUCUCAGAAUAUGUAGCACAGCUGAGAAGGGUGGGCAAAGGACAUGGUGUUUGGCACUUCGAUCAAAUGCUUCCCCAUGAUGCACAAGCCGCAUGA
Molecule: messenger RNA, 288 nt
Organism: Quercus robur (English oak)
Lineage: Eukaryota; Viridiplantae; Streptophyta; Magnoliopsida; Fagales; Fagaceae
Product: ferritin, chloroplastic-like
Exons: 3
Coding region: 1-288 (95 amino acids)
Source: RefSeq, a predicted model, not a curated record